Spirodela intermedia is the source of this 4240-nucleotide messenger RNA. The record is from the annotation of a GenBank genome assembly. Lineage: Eukaryota; Viridiplantae; Streptophyta; Magnoliopsida; Alismatales; Araceae.
AUGACGAGCAGCAACCGGGUUGUUCCCUCCUGCCCGGUCUGUUUCUCCUUCCCGGCGCUCCAUCUCUGCCUUCUGAUGGGGUGAUCUCCGUAUAUCUCAUGACACGAGUUACCCAAGAAAUUGGCCCAGAAAUACAAUCUCUCGAAGAUCACAACGGCCUACAGAGGGCCUGCAGAAGGAUCAUCAGCAGCUUUGAGGGUCUUUAGCGUCUAGAUGUCCGAUAUCAGUGAGCUAGAUCAGUCAUCAUCUCGUCGGUCGUGAGAUUGUCUAUCCUUGGAGAAAGUAGUGUAUGGGACGAAGAACUCAGCUACUGGUAUGAUUCAUAAAUGUAUGCAAUCACCACUUGGCUAUGGCAGUCCGGAGAAGAAUCAAUCCACCCGAUCACAAUAUCCAGAAAAAGUGGAUUUCGAUGUUCUUAGCGGGAUAUGACUCGUGAUUAAUCCAUCCAAACGAUAUCAUGGAACGAUUAUUUCAUCGUUCCCCAGAUCAAGAACAUCCCUACAUCUUCCUAUCUUGCGUAAUAUUUCGUAAUUCGGUCAAAUGCAUGGCUGACCAGGAUCCUUUAUUUAUUGAGUUAUUUGCGAUUCUUCAGGAUAAUUCGCUGCAAGUCUCAUUGAUGGUUUCCUAUUACAGACAAACUUGAUGGUUACCAUUCAACUAAGUCUCUCUGUCGAGUCUGACAUUCAACUCAUUCUUUUCAGGAGAGGUCAAGUGUUGCUACUGAGAUCCCGAAAGUUACUCUUCAAAUUGCAGAAGGUAAGGUCCUUCCCUUGUCAGAUGUCUGUGAAGAUAUCAGCUCUCGUUACAAGUACUCUGUUCCUGAGGAAGUCGAGGCAGCAGGCUUCCAGAUUUGUGCAAGUGAACUGGGAUCUAUUGUCGAGGAGAAGGAUGCGAAGAAACUAAAGGACCAUGGCGGCGUAGAAGGGAUUGCCGCAAAAUUAUCUUCCUCAACUACCAGAGGGAUUGCUGAUACAGAAGAUCAGCUGAGAUCCAGGCAAGAUAUUUAUGGAGUCAAUAAAUUCACCGAGGCUGAGAUGAAGAGCUUCUGGGUGUUUCUGUGGGAGGCACUCCAAGACACAACGUUGACCAUUCUCGGGGUGUGCGCGUUUGUGUCGCUUGUUGUUGGCAUCGGCGUGGAAGGAUGGCCCAAAGGUGCCCAUGAUGGUCUUGGGAUUGUGGCAAGCAUACUCUUGGUCGUUAUUGUCACUGGCACCAGUAAUUAUCGGCAAUCCUUGCAGUUCAGAGACUUGGACGAGGAGAAGAAGAAGAUCUCCAUUCAAGCCACGAGGAAUGGGUCCAGACAGAAGAUGUCCAUCUAUGACCUCCUUCCCGGAGACAUUGUGCACCUGGCGAUCGGCGAUCAAGUCCCUGCAGACGGUCUGUUUGUUUCUGGAUUCUCUCUUCUGAUAAAUGCAUCAAGUUUAACCGGAGAGAGCGAGCCAGUCGCGGUCAACGUGGAUAAUCCCUUUCUUUCGUCGGGAACGAAGGUGCAAGAUGGCUUUGGCAAAAUGCUGGUGACGACAGUCGGCAUGAAAACUCAGUGGGGUAAACUCGUGGCCGCUCUCGGUGAAGUUGGAGACGACGAGACCCCAUUGCAAGUCAAACUGAACGGAGUUGCCGGUGUAAUUGGGAAGAUUGGCCUAUUUUUCGCCGUUUUGACGUUUUCAGUGCUUGCCCAGGCUCUCAUCAGCCAGAAGAUUCAAGAUGGUUCAGUGAUGGGCUGGACGGGUGAUGAUGCUUUGGAGAUCCUGAACUACUUUGCUAUUGCGGUGACCAUCGUGGUGGUUGCAGUGCCCGAGGGGCUGCCCCUGGCUGUAACCCUGAGUCUCGCUUUCGCCAUGAAGAAGAUGAUGAACGACAGAGCGCUCGUCCGCCACCUCGCUGCUUGCGAAACAAUGGGUUCGGCUACCUGCAUCUGCAGCGACAAGACAGGAACACUGACGACCAAUCGAAUGACGGUCGUUAAAGCGUGCAUCUGCGGGAGCAUCAAAGAGGUGGGUGAUUCAGGGGAGGCCUUGAAAGCGCGCUCCAAGAUUCCAGAUCCCGCCGUCAAAGCUCUUCUGCAAUCUAUCUUCAGUAAUACAGCCGGGGAGGUCGUGUUCGACGAGGAGGGGAGAUUUGAGAUCUUAGGAACACCAACUGAGACCUCUUUGUUGGCGUUCGGUCUAUCUCUCGGGGGAGAUUUCUCAUCCGAGCGCCGAGAAGCUAAACUCAUCAAGGUCGAGCCAUUCAAUUCACUGAAGAAGAGGAUGGGAGUCGUCAUAGAACUUCGUGGGGGGGGGUUUCGUGCCCACUGCAAAGGUGCUUCCGAAAUGGUGUUAGCUUCCUGCGAAAAGGUCAUCGACCCGGCUGGUAACCCUGUUCCCCUCGAUGAAGCGACUAGACAGCACCUUGCGCAGACGAUUGAAAGUUUUUGCAGUGAAGCUCUUCGAUCCCUCUGCCUGGCUUACAGGGAUAUGGAUGGCAGCUUCUGCGUCGAAGAUCAGAUUCCUCAAGAGGGAUUUACAUGUAUUGGUAUCGUGGGUAUAAAAGAUCCGGUCCGCCCUGGCGUGAAGGAAUCCGUCGCAGUCUGUAGAUCAGCAGGGAUUACCGUCCGGAUGAUCACAGGUGACAAUAUAAACACCGCUAGGGCGAUUGCCCGGGAGUGUGGCAUCCUGACUGAGGGCGGUGUAACCAUCGAAGGCCCAGAGUUUCGUCGAAAAAGUGCGGAAGAGUUGACGGAACUAGUCCCUAAGCUUCAGGUGAUGCUUCUCAUGAAUUUCCCCUUCCCUCGUUGAAUUUUUAUGGUGUGUCUGACUGAUAUCUACCGUCUUCUUUCCUGGUCUUGCUCUGCUUGUUUUAGGUGAUGGCGAGAUCGUCACCUUUGGACAAACUCACCCUGGUCAGGCACCUGAGAACAGUAGGCAAUGAAGUCGUCGCUGUUACUGGUGAUGGCACGAACGAUGCUCCAGCCCUUCGUGAGGCCGAUAUUGGAUUGGCGAUGGGAAUUUCUGGAACCGAGGUGAUCCUUUUCGCCAAUCAUGUCAUUCAUAGCCUAAGUUUUUUUCUUUCUCGUGUUUUCCUGGCUCCUACCUCGUCACAUCCCAGUCAACCCAAGAAAAGAUUCUUUCUUAUCUUCAUUGAUCCGUCAUAGAUGAUAUAAAAUUUUGUCCGUGAUCUUAUAAUUUUUGAGUCAUAUUGUUUAGUCUACCCUGCGGUGGUGCAUCACGAGAAUAUCAUAUUGUUUUCGAGCGAUAUCACCCUAAAUAUCGCUAAUCCCUUAAUAUCCUGCUAUUUUACGAAGACUUUCCUCAGUUAAUCUGGUGGUGCUGGCGCUGACUUCAACCAGGUGGCAAAAGAAAGCUCCGACGUCAUCAUUCUGGAUGAUAACUUCUCGACCAUUGUGACCGUCGCAAAAUGGGGGCGUUCUGUGUAUGUCAACAUCCAGAAGUUUGUGCAGUUUCAGCUCACUGUUAACGUGGUUGCUCUUGUAGUCAACUUUUCUUCAGCGUGCCUCACUGGUACGAGAGCCUGCAGUUGACGAUUCCUGUUCUGAAGAUUGUGGGUUGACCUUGGUCCAGAGACUUACCGCGUGUGCGAUCUUUGCUAUCUAGGGCAUGCCCCCCUCACAGCUGUUCAGCUUCUCUGGGUCAACAUGAUUAUGGAUACGUUGGGGGCCCUCGCGCUGGCAACCGAGCCUCCUCAGGAUGAGCUGAUGAAAAGAACGCCGCUCGGAAGGGAGGGGAACUUCAUCAGCAGCGCGAUGUGGAGGAACAUCGUGGGGCAGUCGCUGUAUCAGUUCAUCGUGAUAUGCUAUCUCCAGACGGAGGGGAAAGAUCUGUUUCAGCUCUCUGGGCCGGACGCAGAUCUAACGUUGAACACUCUGAUUUUCAAUGCCUUCAUCUUCUGCCAGGUAUCUCUCUGCCACUCACCGCGGUUAGUCCCCUUCGACUUGAUUUCCCGACUGAUUCAUGGGUCUCUCUCACAGAUUUUCAACGAAAUCAGUUCCAGGGAAAUGGAGAAGAUCGAUGUGCUCACGGGCUUGCUAAAUAACUACGUGUUCGUGGGCGUCGUAUCCUGCACCGUCGCCUUCCAGAUCAUAAUCGUGGAGUUUCUCGGAGAUUUCGCGGGCACCACCCCGCUCGAUCUGUCGCAGUGGCUUGUGUGCGUAUUGAUCGGGUUCCUGGGCAUGCCCAUUGCAGCCGCCGUCAAGCUGAUACCGGUGGGUUCCAAGGAAACGCAGCCGCCUCGGCAGGGAUGA